CAAAGGCCAAUUAUUAUUUAAAUAUAAUGAACAAUAUUCGGAGGGUCCUCCACGUUCUCAGUAUCUAUACCAUAAUCAACUCAUUACACGGACACUCAUACAGCAGUCUUCAUGGCAAUAGUAAUAGUAAUAACGGAUGGACGUUGCAAAAAUUACUAAGCUCACCUAUUGAUUUCUUGAAGCAGAAUCAACAAUAUGUAAAUCAAGAAUUACCGGAUAUGACACCCCAGUUUGGAGACAGAUACGAUUUUAUAGUGAUCGGCGCCGGUACGGCUGGAGCAACCAUAGCCGCAAGACUAAGCGAAGUGCCACAAAUUAAAGUACUGUUGAUCGAAGCUGGUUCCAAUGAAAACCUCUUUAUGGAUAUCCCAAUAAUCGCUCCCAUCUUCCAGAUAUACGAUACAAUAAAUUGGCACUAUCAGACCAAAUCAUCCCACAAGUACUGUCGUGGCAUGAAAAAUAAUAGUUGCCAUUGGGCGAGUGGAAAAGUAGUCGGUGGCAAUAGUGUGCUAAAUUUUAUGAUAGCAUCUAGAGGCAGCGCCGAAAAUUACGAUCGAUGGGCCGAGAUGGGGAACGAAGGCUGGGCAUACCAGGACGUCCUCCAGUAUUUCAAAAAACUGGAAACAAUGGAUAUUCCAGAGAUAAAAUCGGAUAUUAACUACCACGGUACCGAUGGACCAGUACAUAUCACAUACCCGCCAUUUCAUACCCCGUUAGCAGAAGCCUUUCUAAAAGCUGGCAAGGAGCUGGGAUAUUCACUAGUGGAUUACAACGGAAAGAACAAAAUAGGAUUCUCAUAUCUGCAAACCACAAUCAUAAAUGGCACUCGCAUGAGUAGCAAUAGGGCAUACUUGCAUCCCGUGCAUGGUCGCACCAAUCUUCAUUUAACUCGUGAAAGUACGGUGACGAAAGUGCUAAUCAAUCGUAUUACAAAUCGAGCAAUCGGCGUAGAAUUCAUCAAGAAUAAGCAAACAAUACGUGUGUUUGCGAAGAAAGAAGUAAUUCUAUGUGCAGGUGCCAUUAGAUCGCCGCAAUUAUUAAUGCUUUCCGGCAUCGGACCAGCAAAACAUCUUACCGACCUAGGCAUAAAUAUAAUUCGAGAUGCGCCAGUCGGCGAGAACCUCAUGGACCAUCCAACCUUCUUUGGAUUGUCAUUUACAACAAUUGCAGCAGCAGAUUUCAAGUUAUUCGAUAUGAUAAAUCCGUUUCAUUCGCAUAUAUCGGACUUCUUAAUCAAUCGAAUGGGAACGUUUACGAUUCCGGGCGGGUGCGAGGCCCUCGGUUUCGUCAACACAAAACAGCCAAAAAAUAAUAAUAAUUUACCAGACAUCGAAUUAUUGUUUGGCGGUAAUGCAAUGAAAGAGCUUGUUCCCCAAAGGAUGCUCCAACUUAAAGAUCCUAUAACUCAGGAAUGGGAUAAGUACAGUCUCAGCAAUGGCUGGACUGUUUUACCAAUACUGCUGAAACCUAAAAGUCGCGGUAGAAUAACAUUGUUAGCUAGUGACGUUAAUGUUAAACCAGAGAUCGUGCCAAAUUAUUUCGAUGAUCCAGACGACGUCAGGACAAUGAUUGCUGGGAUUAGAACUGCGUUAAGUAUUGGUCAGACAAAGACGAUGCAAGCGUUCGAUUCUAAAUUGUUAAACAUUACUUAUACGGAAUGCAACAAUUACGAAUAUGACUCCGACGCUUAUUGGGAAUGCCUAAUAAGGAUGCUAACAACGACACUUUAUCACUACUGUGGCACUUGUAAAAUGGGACCUAGUGGAGAUCCGACUGCUGUCGUCGAUCCCAGAUUAAAGGUCAUUGGUGUUGAAGGAUUACGAGUAGCAGACGCAUCCAUUAUGCCCGAAAUUAUAUCGGGGCACCUAAACAUUCCUGUAUAUAUGAUCGCCGAAAAAGCGGCAGAUAUGAUCAAAGAAGAUUGGGGUUACUUAUAUAAUAAUUAUAUAAUAAACUUUUAUGAAAAAAUAGCAUUAUCUAUCAACAACACUUUAUCACUACUGCGGCACUUGUAAAAUGGGACCUAGUGGAGAUCCGACUGCUGUCGUCGAUCCCAGAUUAAAGGUUAUUGGUAUUGAAGGAUUACGAGUAACAGACGCAUCCAUUGUGCCCGAAAUUAUAUCGGCGCACCUAAACAUUCCUGUAUAUAUGAUC
Molecule: messenger RNA, 2154 nt
Organism: Temnothorax curvispinosus
Lineage: Eukaryota; Metazoa; Arthropoda; Insecta; Hymenoptera; Formicidae
Product: glucose dehydrogenase [FAD, quinone]-like
Exons: 3
Coding region: 27-2015 (662 amino acids)
Molecular function (GO): oxidoreductase activity, acting on CH-OH group of donors; flavin adenine dinucleotide binding
Source: RefSeq, a predicted model, not a curated record